Molecule: messenger RNA, 1896 nt
Organism: Penaeus vannamei (Pacific white shrimp)
Lineage: Eukaryota; Metazoa; Arthropoda; Malacostraca; Decapoda; Penaeidae
Source: RefSeq, a predicted model, not a curated record
AUGUUGUUAAGUAAAAGAAUACAAGCUGAAGCCACAAAGGUUAAGCUUGAAAGUGCAUUGAAAGAGGCAGAAAUAAAGAAAAGAAAAGCAAAGUUACAGUGUGAGGAGGCAGAAAUUGAAGCAGAAUUAGAAUUAUGUGUGUCUCGUCGCAAUGCUCAGUUGGCUGAAGUUGAGUACAGAGUAGUGUGUGAAGAAAGUAGUGAUAAGUUGUCAUCUAUUUCAGGUAGAAUACCUGGUGUACAGUUACAACAGAAAGUUCUUUCACAAGAACUCCUGCAGCAAGAGGCAGCAGAUUCUUUAAGUCGUGUCAAGCAGUACGUGGAAGAUCAGAACAAGGUACCAGAAUUUGAUCUCAACCCUUCUUUGGAACAAGCUAUGCCUGUCAUACAACCUCUUCGUAGUCAGCCCAGUGAUGCCAAGGCUAAUCCUGUGAGUAACAGUUGUUGUGGAGAAUUGUCGCGUUUCCUUUUGAAGAAGGAACUUUCCCUGGCACGUUUCAGUCCAUUUGAUGAUCGUCCUGAGUCUUAUGUGCCUUGGAAAACUACUUUUCAGCAGACCAUUCAAGAUCUGCAUGUUACGUCUUUGGAAGAAGUUGACCUUUUACUCCGGUGGCUGGGCCCUGAGUCGUCCAAAUUUGCGCAGAGUAUAAGGACUUCCAAUAUACAUGAUCCAAUACAGUCGCUUAAAGAAAAUCCACUUUACGAGAAACUGUUUGGACACUUUGACACAUCUGCAGGAAUAAACCCUGUGAUAAGCAAGUUACCUCCUUCAGUACAAGGAAAAUGGCGAGACAAAGCAUCCAACUACAAGAAAACACAAGACUUCAUUUCUGACGUUGCACAAAUCCAUAAUGAUCCAGGAUUUAAUUUUGAGCCAGAAGUAAAAUCUCAUAUAGACAAGACUUCAAAGCUAGAUAAAUUUAAAGUAACUACAAAGAAGACUGUAGUGCCUGAUGAAGAAGCCCUUAAAUGUAUAAUACAUGGGACCAACCAUUCUCUACAUGAAUGUAAAAGCUUUAAGUCAAAGUCUUUAGAAGAACGCAAGAAACUUCUGAAAGAAAAUAGAAUAUGUUUUAAGUGUUGCAUCUCGAAGAACCACUUAAGUAGAGAUUGUCCAGAGGACAUAACCUGUAAAGACUGUGGAAGUAAAUACCAUUGCACUGCUAUGCAUUUGAAGAAAUUUCAGUCUGUUCCUGAGACAAGUACUAAGGCUCAUGGCAGGGAGAAGCCGGAGCAGAGUGUUGUUAAAGAGUCAGGACUUUACGUUUUUCAUGAGAGUAACCCGAGGAAGCGUAUGAAGUCAUAUGUUAUAUUAGAUGAUCAGAGUAACAAAUCUUUAGCUAAAGGAGAGCUUUUAGAUUUCUUUGAUGUUCGCUCUGUGGCAGAGGAAUACAUCAUAACUAGUUGCUCUGGCCGUUCAGUUAUGACAGGAAGGAAAGCUGGUGGACUAUGCAUACAAGCUGUUGAUGGUAGUCUACAGAUGAGCCUUCCUACAGUCAUCGAAUGUGAUGAACUUCCUAAUAAUAGGACUGAGAUUCCAACUCCCAACAUUGCUCGACUUCAUCCACACCUCAAAGACAUUGGUUCAGAAAUUUCACCUCUUGAUGAUCAGGCUCAGAUUCAAUUAUUGAUUGGUAGAGAUCUACCCGAAGCUCACCAUGUACUAGAUCAAGUAACAGGUCCACCAGGUACACCCUUUGCCCAGAAGAUGAAGUUAGGCUGGGUAAUUGUAGGUGAAGUCUGCCUGGGGAAGCAUCACGCAACAAAGAAUGUGAAUGUAAGGAAAAUAUAUGUAAAUCCUGAUGGUCGACCAUCAGUCUUGAAGCCUUGUCCAAGUUGUAUAUGUGUAAGAAGACACAGGAUAUCACAGCGGUUUUACACCAUGGAAGGAAAAUGA